GCAUUGAGAGGAGCAGUGGCUGAUUGGCCGGCGGUGGCCCAAUGGGACCUCAUCAACAGCUCUCACGCACGGGGAUACUUGCAGCAUCUGGUGGGAUCUGCUCCCGUGCAGCUCAUCAUGACCCGCACAGAGCCACACAUCUCUGCCAUGCGCUCACAACAAUCACAUAGGGCGCAGUCACAUGCGACACAGUCACAUACGGCUCAAUCACAAGCCUCGCAGCAGCCAUUUGCUUACUUCGAUGGGGCAUUGCGCAAGCACGAGCGGGUAGCAGCAACAUUUUCUGAUGCUCUUGCACUUGCGUGUGCGUCUCCCCUUGCUGUGGGAGCUGAAGCAAGUGCCAGUAGGGGAAGCCACAGUGUUGCAGCUGCCACUCCUGCCACGGGUACUGCUAACAGUGGUGUUGUCACUCCUGCCCCUCCAGCCUCCGGUGCUCCUGGGAAUGGUUCUGCUGGCAGUGCUGAGGAGAAGGGAGACGGGGUCCGGAUGCAAGGGGGUGAGGGGAAGUGGAGUGCUGGUAGUGCUUGUGCUGCUGGUGGUGCUGCUGGUGGUGCCGGUGCUGCUGGUGCGGCUGCUGCUGUUGGGAAUGGUGCUGCUGGCAGUGCUGAGGAGAAGGGAGACGGGGCCCGACCGCAAGGGGGUGAGGGGAAAGGAACUGAGGCGGGAGGGGGCGAGGAGGAGCAGGGCGGUGGGUUGCAGGAGAUGAUACGAGCCAUGGCGUCCGGUGCAGCUCCACUGGCGUUCUACCUCGCCCAGAAUCCCAUCUUCGACCGCCAGCAGCCACAUCAACAAUUCCCACUCUCGCCCUUGCUGCAAGAUGCUCCUAUCCCAUCGGUGCUGGAUGCAUCUCGCCUCACGUCGGCCAAUCUGUGGAUGACACUUGGCGGACCCUCCUCCUCCUCGCCUCACUACGACCUCUUUCACAACCUGCUCUGCAUUGCGACCGGCUCUAAAACAGUUCGCCUGUGGCCGCCAUCAUCAGCCCAUCUGCUGGACCCCAUGCCUCUGUACUCCGAAUCAUCCAAUCACGUUCAUCCCCACCCGUCUCCGCUCCAUCUGUCCCAAGAGGCAGCAGCGGCAGCAGCCACGGUGACUCUUCAUGCGGGGGACGCGCUCUUCCUGCCUGAAGGCUGGUACCACCAGGUUACCAGCAUACCAGCCACCAUCGCCAUCAACUUCUGGUGGCCCUCCUUAGUGUGCCUCUCGUUUGGAUCACACAUGGACCUCUAUUACGCAAGGAGAGUGCUCACAAGCCUGCUCGAAGCUCAUAAGGAAUGCACGGCAAAGCGAGCAGCACUGACAGACGCAGGAGGGGCGGAGGGUGAGGGUGCUCCUGUUGAGGUGCUUCAAAAGGCAGGAGCGGUGGAGGGUGAAGGAGGAGGGAUCAAUGGGCGAGGAGAAAAGCCGGCAGAGUUGCCGACCAAUGUAGGAGGGACGGAGUGCGAAGGGGCUGCUUUUGAGGGGCGUGAAAAGGCAGGGGUGGUGGAGGUCAUGGCUCACGCCUUCCCCCUCUCCGCACAUCAUCUGCUGCACCACGCACUGUCGCCCCUCUCUGCUUUCCUCAUCACCUCUCGCCUAGAUGCCGAUGCGGUGCCUCCAUCCCUUCCCACUGCUGCCGCCACUGCUAUUGCUGACACUGCCACUGCCACCGCCGCCGCCACCGCCACUGCCGCCACUGGUGGUUGGGACCAUGCUGCUGCUGCUGUUAGCACAGCUGACACUGCUCCCUAUGGCAAUGGCAACAGCAGUGGAGUUAACAGCAGCACCAGCAGCAGCAGCAGCAGCAGUGGCGGAGGGUUCUUUGAGGAGUUUUACGAUGCUCUUCCUGAUCCCGCCUCUGCAGCUGCUGCAAUACUGCGAGGCGUGGAAGAGCACAACAAAAAGUCGCUGAAAGAGGUGGUGGAGCUGGUCUGUGCGUUUGAGUCAAGACCCGAGUAG
Molecule: messenger RNA, 1938 nt
Organism: Closterium sp. NIES-65
Lineage: Eukaryota; Viridiplantae; Streptophyta; Zygnematophyceae; Desmidiales; Closteriaceae
Source: the annotation of a GenBank genome assembly